GAUAAACGGUUAACAGUUACUGAGGCACUUGGACACCCAUAUCUGGAUGAAGGCCGGCUUCGAUACCACUCAUGCAUGUGUACUUGCUGUGCCCCGACAUCCUGUGGUGGCCGACAGUACACCCAUGAUUUUGAACCAACAGCAUCACAUGCAUUUGAUGACACUUGGGAAAAUGAGUUACGAUCAAUGUCACAGGUGAAAGAUCGUCUGCACAAGUUCAUCAUGAGUCACUUAGCACGCGACCGUGUUCCUCUGUGUAUCAACCCAAUGUCUGCAGCAUACAAGAGCUUUGCCAGUUUCAGAAAUGAUGAGAAAGAUUGUUGAUCUCGAGACAAAUUGGGCUAGAAGAAAUUAAUGAGGCUACUUUGGAGAUGUUGCAUGGAGGUGGAGAAGACCAUUUUAAUUGGAAGAUGAUGCAGUUUCAGUAUGAGGGAGCAUAAUCACUAAAUGUGGCUAAUUCUGAAAUUAGACUUCCUCUCAUCAAAUUUAUUAUGCUGAGGCUGUCAAGAGGUUAUCAAGAUCAUAGAGUUGGCCAUGGCAUCCUUUACAGAAUUUGAUCUAAAUUGAUCACAUAGCUGUAGAGUCACUGAGGAGUUUCAGCAAUCAAUUCAGUGUUACAUGAGAAUUUACAGAAAAAAGGAAGCCUGAGCAUUAGAAACAUCAGUAGAUAAGUAUUCCACUGCCAGCCUCCUCUCUACAAGUCGUGCAACUCCAAACAGGAGUCGUCAUCCUUCAGAUACCUCAGAUGAAGAGGUUGAUUCAUCUCAACACCCCUCUACAAGUCAUGCAACUCCAAACAGGAGUCCUCCUUCAACUUCAUCAGCAGACGAAAAGGCGGAUGAAUUUGUCACUCUCACACCCACCAACUAACUCCAAAUCUUCACCUUUCAACGCUAUGACAUGAAAUGCAAGAUAUCAACGCAUUUUGGGUGAGUAUUAAUUAAAUGUUUUAUAACAUACAGUAUACAUUUUUAUUCAAAAUAUGCACAAC
Cherax quadricarinatus is the source of this 991-nucleotide messenger RNA. NCBI's taxonomy places the organism in Eukaryota, Metazoa, Arthropoda, Malacostraca, Decapoda, Parastacidae. The record is from RefSeq and is a predicted model, not a curated record.